Molecule: messenger RNA, 311 nt
Organism: Paramecium pentaurelia
Lineage: Eukaryota; Ciliophora; Oligohymenophorea; Peniculida; Parameciidae
Source: the annotation of a GenBank genome assembly
AUGGCCAUCCAAUUGAAGACUCUAACCGUCAGAUUGCAAGGACCCGCCUUGACUGAAUGUUGUAUAAAGAAGGUCACAACGAAGGCACCCUGGAAGAGUGCUUUAAUCCAUAAAUGUACUAUCGUAGAGACCAAUUAAGGGUGGAGAGGUGAGGUAGUUAGUUUUUAAAUCCCUUAUAGGAACAAUCAGAAUUAAAAACCAAACUAAAUCCCGAGUUCGAUUCCUUUAAUGUGAUUACUUUGUUCUUUAUAUAAUUUAAAGAUAAUCUUACUUUAUUACUCAGUAAAUUGAUGCUAUUUAAGUAAUUUUGA